Anolis carolinensis (green anole) is the source of this 4567-nucleotide messenger RNA. RefSeq names its product zinc finger protein 335 (gene znf335). The coding region runs from base 132 to 4331 and encodes 1399 amino acids. The record is from RefSeq and is a predicted model, not a curated record. Lineage: Eukaryota; Metazoa; Chordata; Lepidosauria; Squamata; Anolidae. The transcript has 28 exons. Gene Ontology annotation, cellular component: nucleus. Gene Ontology annotation, biological process: brain development; positive regulation of neurogenesis; positive regulation of transcription by RNA polymerase II. Gene Ontology annotation, molecular function: RNA polymerase II cis-regulatory region sequence-specific DNA binding.
GGGAUCCCUCCGCCGCAGAAGGAGGGAGGGAAGCGUCGAGGGCGGCCUGGCGAGUGCCGGUCCGGAAAGAGAGGGCGGCGGCGGAGCAGGACGGAGCCUACGGGACAGGCGGGCCCCACCCCGGUCCAGCCAUGGAAGCCGAGGAGAGCGCCGUGGAGAGCAGCAGCGACGCGGCACCCCGUUUGGGUCCCCGGGAGGAGCCCUCUGAGAGCGGCCUGGGCAUGGAGGGCUCGGAGGCCGUGUCUGCGGACAGUAGCGAUGCAGCCCUGGCGCCCGGAGCCCCCUCAGAAGCGGACCAGUCCGGUGUGGGGCAGAGCUGGGACCAUGGGAGGGCCUCUCUGGCCGAGAUGCCCGAGAGCAGCUCCAGCGCGGAGGCCUUCCCCCGGGCCUACCUGCCGGACUCCUCCUCCAUCGCCCAGCCGCGAGGGCCCUCCUGCGCCUCCGCCGUGAGCCAGUCCGUCCCGGCCUCCCGCUCCCCGCAGGGCCUGGUCCACUCCAGCGCCCUCCCCGAAGGGACGCCCGUCGUCUCCAACUCGGCCGCCUCCACCUCCUCCGACCUGGGCUCCGCCAUCGACAAGAUCAUCGAGUCCACCAUCGGCCCGGACAUCAUUCAGCGGUGCAUUGCUGUAACGAGCGAGGACGAUGGCGGGGCUCAAACCACCCAGUACCUGAUCCUGCGAGGGCCAGAUGACGGUGCUGCUGGGGUGUCUCAGGUGGCCAGCUCAGUCCUGGCGCACAGCUUGGCCUCCGAGGCCCAGGCGGAGGGACCCACCUCGACCUGCGCGGAGCCCCCCGUGGCCCCAGAAGAGGAGGAGGAGGAGGGGGAGCAGGAGCAGGAGCCUCCGUUGCCCCCGCCGGAGCCUUCUUUGCCUGGGGAGCCGGACCUGGAGAGCCUGGAGGAGCUGAUGGAGGUGGUGGUGGUGCAGCGCUUCCGGUGCAAGAUGUGCCGCUACAAGAGCGCCUCCAAGCAGACCCUCAUCCACCACAUGCGGGAGAGGCACUUCCAGCCAGCUCCAGCCCCUGGCCAGAAAAGGGGCCGCCCGCGUAAAGGGGUCCUUGUGCCAAAGGAGCCGGACAGAGAAGAGGAGGAAGAGGAAGACGAAGAGGAAGAGGAGGAGGAGGAGGACGACGACAUCGUGGACGCAGGCGCCAUCGACGACCCCAAAGGCGAUAGCGACUACAACCCGGCCGAGGACGAGCCCAAGGGUGGCCGCCUGCCCAGGCCCAUCUGCCGGCCCCUGCCCUCCUCCAGCCAGGAGCAGCGCCUGCGCCGACGCCCGGGGAGGCCCCGCAAACACCCGCGCCUGGAGGGACCCCUCCCACAGCAGCAGCAGGAGGGUGGCAAAGUGGAGCCGGUGGUCUCCUCCCAGUGUGGCCCCCAGGGAGUCCCCCGGGGCCCCGAGGCGGCCGCCUCCUCCUCCUCCUCGGACCCAGCGCCUUUGGGGGACCCGGGCCUCGCGGAGCCCAUUGUGAGCCAGUCGGACUCAGAGAACAGAGAUCCGGCCUGCCAGGAGGAGGAAGAGGAGCCUGAAGCGCUGCUGCCCCGGAGGCGCGGGCGGCCCUCCCACCGCUUCCUGGGCAAGAAAUACCGCAAGUACCUGGGGAGAAGGUACAGCUACAAGUCCUCGAAGCCCCUGCUGCGGCCCUUCCUCUGCCGGAUCUGCGGCUCGCGCUUCCUGACGCAGGAGGACCUGUGCUUCCACGUCAGCUCCCACGAGGCCGGGGACCCCCAGCUCUUCCGGUGCCUCCAGUGCAGCUACCGCUCCCGGCGCUGGUCCUCCCUGAAGGAGCACAUGUUCAACCACGUGGGAAGCAAACCCUACAAGUGCGAGGAGUGCGACUACUCCAGCGUCUACAAGAAGGACGUGAUCCGCCACUCCGCCGUCCACAACCGGGACAAGAAGAAGAGAGCCGACCCGCCCCCCAAGCGCAGCUCCUUCCCCUGCCCCAUCUGCGACCGCGUCUACUCGAUGCAGAAGCGGCUCACGCAGCACAUGAAGACGCACAGCAGCGAGAAGCCCCACAUGUGCGACAAGUGUGGGAAGUCCUUCAAGAAGCGCUACACCUUCAAGAUGCACCUGCUGACCCACAUCCAGGCUGUGGCAAACCACAGGUUCAAGUGCGAGUUCUGUGACCACGUCUGCGAAGACCGGAAGCUGCUCCUCAACCACCAGCUCCGCCACGUCAACGACCGGCCCUUCCGCUGCAGCCUCUGCCCCUACGCCACCGUCCGCGAGGACUUCCUGCUCUCCCACACCGCCGUCAAGCACACAGGCGGGAAGCCCUUUGCCUGCGAGUUCUGCCACUUCACCACGAGGCACAAGAAGAACCUGCGCCUGCACGUGGGGGGCCGCCACGCGGAGCACUUUGAGGAGUGGGCCCAGCGACACCCCCAGGAGCCCCCCUGCCGCCGGCGCCCCUUCUUCACCCUCCAGCAGAUCGAGGAGCUCAAGCAGCAGCAGCAGCAGCACAACCCCACUGAGGCCGCCCUCCCCGCAGACCCCGGCACAACGGUCACCUUCCAGGCCAUGCAGGGCCCCCCUGACCCGCCGCAGACCCCCACCCUCUCCCAGGAGCCUCUGGAGGAGACCACCAUCAUCUAUGAGCCAGACGUGGAGGGCUCCGCAGAGCUGGCCACGCAGACGGCCCUGGACCUGCUGCUGAACAUGAGCAGCCGCCGGGAGAUGCCCACCAGCACUUUGGAGGUGUCGGUGGUGAAGGCGGGGGGCAUGGCCUCGGGGGCGCAGGAGGGGUGCCCGGAGCCCCCGGCCCAAGUGCUGACGCUCCACGUGACCACGACGGAGCACCGGGAGGCCCUGGCGCAGGAGCCCUUCCCGGAGGCGGUGCUGGGCGGCCCCCCCGGCAUCCAGCAGGUCACCAUCCCCUUCAGCAGCGGGGCCAACGCCGCCGCCGCCACCGAGUACAGCAUCGUCUCCGCGAAAGAAGAGGCCGCCAGCAUCCUGUACAGAGCGGAAGCGGAGGAGGAGGAGGCAGAAGGGGAAGCGGCAAAGGCUGAGAUGCAGAGCUCACGGAAGGGCAUGAUGGACCCCAGCAGCAGCAGCAGCAGCCUCCAGGCACCUGAGGGCCCCACACAGCCUUCGCCACCUUCUGCUCAGCCUGUCCUGACCUGUCCACUGCAGGCGGAGGGAGAGCCCCAGGGCGCGGUCCGGUGGCCGCUGGUGCAGUGCCUGGCCUGGGAGACACACCGGACGGUGGCUCUGGCCGCGGGGGAUCAGGAGCCGGGCCCCGCCCAGGCCGAGGGGUCUCUACCGCAGAGCGGAGCGGCCAAGCAGCCCCCCGGCAAAGUCCCCACCGCCGGCCCCAAGAGGCUCCCGGGGAAAGGCGCCUCCGCCUCCUCCUCCUCCUCGGCCAAGACCUUUUCCUGCAAGAUCUGCGAGGCCGCCUUCACCGGCCGGGCCGAGAUGGAGAGCCACAAGAAGGCCCACGCGGGGCCCGGGACCUUCAAGUGCCACGACUGCGCCUUCACCGCCGCCGCCUGGCCGGACGUCCGGAGCCACAUGGUGCAACAUGCCAGCCUCCGUCCCCACAAGUGUCCGCACUGCAGCUUCGCAUCCAAGAACAAGAAGGACCUUCGGCGGCACAUGCUGACCCACACCAACGAGAAGCCCUUCGCCUGCCAUCUCUGCGGACAGAGGUUCAACCGCAACGGCCACCUGAAGUUCCACAUGCAGCGGCUGCACCGGGCAGAAGGAAAGCCCUCGACCGACCGGCCCCCCGCCUCUGCCCCCCAGACCAUCAUCCUGAGCAGCGAGGAGGAGGCCUUGGCCACCCUACAGACGGCCCUGCAGUCCGGCCAAGCCGUCCUGACCCCCGAUCGGCUCCAGCAGGCCCUGGGCCAGGAGCACAUCAUCAUGACGCAGGAGCCCAGCCCCAACGGACAGGAGGAGGCCACCUACAUCCAGGAGAUCAUGACAACGGCAGACGGGCAGAUGGUGCAGCACCUGGUGACAGCAGAAAAUCAGGUCCAGUACAUCAUCACUCAGGACGGCGUCCAGCCACUCCUCCCCCACGAAUAUGUUGUCCUUCCGGAGGGGCACCACCUCCAGGUGCAGGAGGGGCAGAUCACCCACAUCCAGUAUGAGCAAAGCGGGACCUUUGUGCAGGAGCCCCAGAUCCAGUAUGUGCCGGUCUCGCCAGGGCAGCAGCAGGUGGUCAGCCAGGCCCAGCUGGAGGUGGCCGCUCACUCGGCGGUCACAGCCGUAGCCGACGCAGCCAUGGCCCAAGUCCCAUUCGGAACGGACCCCUCCGCGGACCAGAUCCACCACCUGCAGCCGGCCGUCCACUACGACAUCAUCACUUUGGGGGAGUAGGAAGGUCACCGCUUUGUGGGGGUCUCAACAGAAGAGGUCGUCAUGACGGAUGCACCCUGCUUCCUUUCUGCAUGCAGUGGCUUUGCAAUGGAGACUUUGCACCGGUCAGUCUGGCUGGACUCGGAAACACAAAGCCUCCUUCAGCGGGCAGGCAUUAUGUCCGGACAAGGACCCUCGUCUGGGGGCUUGGGCGGGGGGGGGGGGGGGCUUCCCAAUAAAUAACAGGAUAUCAACAA